Molecule: messenger RNA, 339 nt
Organism: Beauveria bassiana ARSEF 2860
Lineage: Eukaryota; Fungi; Ascomycota; Sordariomycetes; Hypocreales; Cordycipitaceae
Exons: 1
Coding region: 1-339 (112 amino acids)
Biological process (GO): protein stabilization; negative regulation of apoptotic process
Source: RefSeq, a predicted model, not a curated record
AUGGCCGACGAGCAGCCUUCCACCGUAUCCUCCUCCGCCGAGGACCGCAAAGCCGCCUCCGCCCUCGCCAACCUCGACUCCCACGACGACGCCGCCGCCUCCUCCUCCACCGUCGACCUCGCCGCCGUCAACAAGGCCACCAAGGGCGGUAGCGGCAGCGGCAGCGGCAGUGGUAGCAGUAGCAGUGCCGCCGCGUACAAAAAUGUCAAGGUCGACGCUGCCGACGUUGCGCUGCUCGUCGAGGAGCUGGAGCUGCCCAAGCCAAAGGCGACGGAGCUGUUGAAGCGUCACGAGGGUGACGCCGUCAAGGCGAUGCGCGCAUAUAUUGCUGCUGCGUGA